Messenger RNA from Microthlaspi erraticum, 1005 nucleotides. Lineage: Eukaryota; Viridiplantae; Streptophyta; Magnoliopsida; Brassicales; Brassicaceae. The record is from the annotation of a GenBank genome assembly.
AUGAAAAUUGCAGCUGGUGUUACAGCUGUACGCAUCCGGAAAUACAGCUUCGAGACGAUCAAAACUGCAACAGAUACAUUUUCAGAGAGCAACAAACUAGGUGGUGGUGGAUUCGGUGAAGUUUUCAAGGGGGUGUUACCUGAUAAAAGAGAAGUUGCAGUGAAGAUGUUGUUUAGAAGAUCAACACAAGGUGAGAAAGAGUUCAAGAAUGAGGUUGUUGUUGUCGCAAGACUUCAGCAUAAAAAUCUUGUUAGAAUUAUAGGGUUUUCUGUCAAAGGAGAUGAAAAGAUACUUGUCUACGAGUUUUUGCCGAACAAGAGUCUCAACUUCUUCCUCUUUGACCCUACAAAGCAAGGGCAGUUAGAUUGGACAACACGGUACACAAUCAUUGGAGGAAUUGGUAGAGGGAUUCUAUAUCUUCAUCAAGAUUCACCACUCAAAAUCAUACAUCGUUACCUAAAAGUAGAUAACAUACUCUUGGAAAAUGAUAUGAACCCCAAGAUUGCUGAUUUUGUGAUGGCAAAGAUCUGUGGGAUGGACCAAACUACAGAGAACACAAGCAGAGUAGCUGGAACUGAGGGUUACAUGGCCCCAGAAUACAUGGAACUCGGCCAGUUCUCAGUCAAAUCUGAUGUGUAUAGCUUCGGAGUCUUAGUUCUUGAGAUUGUUAGUGGCCGGAGAAACAAGAGCUUCCUCUCUUCGGGUCUGAAUUUGGUCACAUAUGCUUGGAGGUUGUGGAGAGACAAGUCACCAUUGGAUCUUGUGGACAGAGCCAUUGCAGGUAAUUAUCCUAGUGGAGAAGUGACAAGAUGCAUCCACAUUGCGCUCAUAUGUGUUCAAAAAGAUCCAACAGAUCGUCCAGACAUGUGGACAAUCAUGUCGAUGCUCACUAGCAACACAAUGAGUUUACCUGUUCCUAAACAACCUGGAUAUUUCAUCCCAAAUACUACGCCCUAUCAAUCUACGUUGAGGUCCAGUUCCCAUUUUAUCAAUGACAGAACUUGA